AUGUCAGAGGCAUUCCAGAAGGAGAAGAGGUGUGAAGAGGUAAAGGUGACCACCCAGAAGCACAGGCAGAGCCUGAGGUACAGCAAGGAGGAGCUGGAUAGGCUCAACCAGGCCACCCAGCGGAUGGCUGUGGAGAUGGACAGCUCCAGGGGUCAGCCCUGCAAAGGAGGGCAAGCCGAGGACCAGCCGGCUCUGCGGGAAGACGGUGCCAAGGGCAAGCUGGCCUGGCUGGAGGACACCCUGCAGCGGGCCAAGCAGGACAUGGUGCAGCAGCUGCGCGAAUACCAGGAGCUCAUGAUUGUCAAGCUGGGUCUGGACUUCGAGAUCGCCACCUACCAGCGGCUGCUGGAGGGCGAGGAGAGCCGGUGA
Messenger RNA from Lepus europaeus (European hare), 369 nucleotides. Its product is annotated as keratin, type II cuticular Hb1-like. Gene Ontology annotation, molecular function: structural constituent of skin epidermis. The transcript has 3 exons. Gene Ontology annotation, biological process: keratinization; intermediate filament organization. Gene Ontology annotation, cellular component: keratin filament. The record is from RefSeq and is a predicted model, not a curated record. Lineage: Eukaryota; Metazoa; Chordata; Mammalia; Lagomorpha; Leporidae. Bases 1 to 369 code for a protein of 122 amino acids.